Molecule: messenger RNA, 904 nt
Organism: Raphanus sativus (radish)
Lineage: Eukaryota; Viridiplantae; Streptophyta; Magnoliopsida; Brassicales; Brassicaceae
Exons: 4
Coding region: 76-648 (190 amino acids)
Molecular function (GO): acid phosphatase activity
Source: RefSeq, a predicted model, not a curated record
GAACCGGCAAAAAAAAACCUUUUGACCUUUUGGGCUUUGUAAGAAGGCGCAGUCUGUCUCCGUUAUCCCAGAAAGAUGGCGGACGAAAAGGUUAGAGAUGAAGCGAUGCAGAUCAUUGGAAUGUUUCAGAUCCUUCCGAGACUUGUCGUUUUUGAUCUCGAUUAUACUCUCUGGCCUUUCUACUGUGAAUGUCGUUCUAAACGAGAAAUGCCGUCUUUGUAUCCACAAGCAAAGGGUAUAGUGAGUGCUCUGAAAGCGAAAGGAAUUCAAAUGGCGAUUGCUUCCAGAUCUCCCACUUCAGACAUCGCCAACACUUUCAUUGACAAAUUGAAUAUUAAGUCCAUGUUCGUCGCCAAGGAAAUAUUCUCGAGUUGGACUCACAAGACGGAGCAUUUUCAAAAGAUACACACAAGGACAGGGGUGCCGUUUACUGACAUGCUCUUCUUCGAUGAUGAGGACAGAAACAUUAAAUCAGUUUCUAAAAUGGGAGUGACAAGCAUCUUGGUGGGUGAUGGGGUUACACUUGGAGCACUCAGACAAGGGCUUACUGAAUUUUCUCAUAACCAUAACACUAUCGAGAAGAACAAACAGGUUUGGCGCAACAAGUAUUCCGGAAAGGCUGCCUCAUCUGAGACCGACAAAGACUGACACUUCCGGUUUUUUUCCGGAAUUGUAUAACCCAUUAUACCAUUCUAUGGUGAUCAUUCCACCAUUAUUUACUGUAUAAAUAAAUUGCAUGGAUACGUGAAAGUUUUGUGUUGAAGAUUUCUAACUCUCUCAAUACUGGCUUUGUUGUUACAUGGAUGUUCCUUAUGUAACUGUGUUUUCCUAUGAAACUCACUGAAAAUGGUGGUGCUUGUGCGUAGUUGAAAUUUAUGAGUGUUAAGGAAGUCCCUUUAAACUA